AUGGGCCCCAAAAAACACACGGGCACGCCCGCGGCCCGGCGCAAAGCACAUGGCGCCGCUGCAGGGCUGCAGAUUUCGGCUACUGGCGGCACGCGGCGUGGCGGCGCCCACCAGGGGCGCCAGCCGCCCAUUCCUGGCGCCACGGGGCCGUUUCCGGCACGGGCCGGGCGGCCGGGCGAGGCGGAAACGCUCCAGAGCAGCCCGGAUUUGGACGGCGCGGCCGCGGCGCGGAAAACGGCGAAACGGCGGAGGAAAGACGGGGGGCAGGAGACGCAGCUGCUGUUGGGCGGGGCCGGAGACUACAGCCGGCGCCGUGCGGCGGUGGGGAUGGAAGCGAGAGGCGAGGAUUUGGACAUUUUAAAAGAGAGUGAGAGAUUGGAAGAGGGUGGGGGUGUAGGAGAGGGUGGGGGUUUAGGAGAGAGUGGGGGUUUAGGAGAGAGGACGGGAUCUUCAUGGAGUAGGCCGGAGUCUGCCGGGCCGCAGGGGAGGCCAUCCGGAAAGGGCCGGGGAGACGCCGCCGAGCCCAGCGACAUGUCUGGGGAUCCCAGCGACAUGUCUGGAAAGACCAGAGACACUGCUGGAAGAACCAGCAACACCGUUGGAAAGAGGAGAAACACUGCUGGAAAAAGCAGAAACACCGCCGGGGAACCUAGCGACGAGUUUGGAAAUCCCAGAGACACUUCUGGGAAAACCAGCGACGACUUUGGAAAUGCCAGCGACACUUCUGGGAAAACCAGCGACACCGCUGGAAGAAGCAGAAACACGUUUGCAGAUCCCGGCCACGAGUUUGCCGAUCCUGGCAACGCCGCCGCCCGCCGCCUCCCCCCGAGACGCGCCCGCCAGCCGCCACUCAUCAUGCACAUCCCCAAGUUGGCGCCCGCGGCCCGCCGCGCCGCGCCGCUGUUCGUCGAGCCCGCGUUGGCGCCGCCCACGCCCGGCUACUCCGGCCACGCGUUGGAAACGCCGCCGCCGCUCAAGCUCCGCCGCGGCCGCAAGCCCAAGGCCCCCGCCGCCCGCGGCCCGCGGCCCGCCGCGCCCUCGGACGCCCAGCUCCAGCUCCGCGAGCACGCGUACGCCCGCCACUUGCAGACCGCGCGCCUGGACUCGCUCACCGCCGCCUUCCGCGACGCGUGCGUGCUCGACGCCGCGGCCCACCACAACUUCCUCCGCUUCGUGCGCGCGAACGACGGGCUCUUCAGGCACGCGGGCCAGCCGCCGCUCGACCCGGCCGCGCCGUCGCUGCUCGCCGACUACCGCGAGUUCCAGGCCCGCAGCUUCCUCUCGCCCGACACCGCCGCCGUGGACGCGUUGCGCGCGGCCGCUGGCGCCAGCCCCGUGCCCGGCGCCGGCCCCGGCGCCGCCUCCGCCCCGGCGCACGACAACUUCGCGGCCGCCGGGCGCGUCGUGGCCCGCAGCUCGGGGCGCCCGGCCAAGGUGCUCCUCAUGACCAGCGCCGACGACCCGCGCCACCACCCGUUCGUGUACCGCGUGCCGGAGCACCAGGUGGUGCUCGACUUCGUGGACAAGGCGCGCCGCUCGCGCAGCGCCAUUCUCCAGGACAUCAUGGACUACGACAGCAGGAUCGCCGCCGACAAGGCCCGCGACGGCGACGCCGUGCGGGCGCUCUUGGCGAUCCACACUCGCGCGAGCCUGCCUGCCUGGGACAGAGGCCUGGGGGGGAAGGACCGCAAGCAGAACGGCUGCGCGCCCAAAACCAAGUCUGCGGUUGGACUCGAUACCGCGGCUGGAGCCGACACCACGGCUGGAGCCGAUAUCACGGGCGGACUCGAUACCACGGCUGGACUCGCCACCACGGCUGGACCCAACAUCACGGCUGGACCCAACAUCACGGCUGGACUCGGCACCGCGCCCAACCUCGGCACCACGCCCAAACUCGAGCCCGCGCCGGCCGACGUGCGCCAACUCACCGACACCCUCUUCGGGCCUUCCGCAGGCAGCAUGCUGGAUGCGGCCCAGCUCCAGCUGCUCCGCUCGCUCAUACAGGCAAAGGGCAGGGACGCCCUCUUACGAUUCUUGGCAUCAUAG
Molecule: messenger RNA, 2046 nt
Organism: Metschnikowia bicuspidata var. bicuspidata NRRL YB-4993
Lineage: Eukaryota; Fungi; Ascomycota; Pichiomycetes; Serinales; Metschnikowiaceae
Exons: 3
Coding region: 1-2046 (681 amino acids)
Source: RefSeq, a predicted model, not a curated record